AUGAACAACAGACAUAUCAGGGAAUAUAAAGACCAUAUCACCUCUUAUUUUGGGAAUCACGUGUUACCCAGUUUCUCAGCCACAGGAGACACUAUAUUUGUAACUGCUGAAGUUGAACACAGAAACAGUCAAACUAGCUCUUCUAAGAGUAGCAAGAGAGUGAUGCAUCAUCAACCAUCAUUUGUUGAAACACCCAGGGAGAUACCAUACAACGAUUGGUAUAGAGCAGAGAAUGCUGGGAAAUUCCCAAAAAUAUCACAUACCCAGAAACAAGUUGGUGGCAGUUAUUAUGUUAUCCGGGAAAUCGUUUUGGAGCUAGAAUAUGAGUCUAAAAUGAAUUCUUCAAACAGUGUGGAUAAGUUUUUUGUGGGAAAGAAAUUUGAUGAGAGUAAACUACUUACCACUGAAUCUGUGAAUGUUCCAUCUGGUAAUAUUGAGAUUGAAAAAGAAAGCCCUGUCAAAGAUGAUUCUCAAUCGGUAGUUUUAGAUGACAAUGAGAGUGUUAACACUGGAUAUGAGCAUCUUGAAGAAAACAGACAGCAACAGACUUCCUAUUUGGAGAGGAGGUUAUCUGACAAACUUGAAAUUAUGUCUACACCAGUAAUCAUUGCAUUAGCAUCACUUUUAGUUAUGAAUAUAGUAAAUAUAGUAGUUACAGAUAAGCAGUGA
Molecule: messenger RNA, 669 nt
Organism: Glycine soja
Lineage: Eukaryota; Viridiplantae; Streptophyta; Magnoliopsida; Fabales; Fabaceae
Exons: 3
Coding region: 1-669 (222 amino acids)
Source: RefSeq, a predicted model, not a curated record